Molecule: messenger RNA, 421 nt
Organism: Saccostrea cuccullata (small rock oyster)
Lineage: Eukaryota; Metazoa; Mollusca; Bivalvia; Ostreida; Ostreidae
Product: acid-sensing ion channel 1-like
Exons: 3
Biological process (GO): sodium ion transmembrane transport
Cellular component (GO): plasma membrane
Molecular function (GO): ligand-gated sodium channel activity
Source: RefSeq, a predicted model, not a curated record
ACAAACUCUCUACCAGUCCACCAUCUCUGGUCGAGUGUGGCCUAAAGAGUCCUUUCUGGUAAGGAUUAAAUAUUUUCUUAGGUCACCUAAGUCACUCAGUUUCAGAGACAACUUCCUAAAGCUGGUAAUAUAUUAUGAAGAUACUAACUACGAGGAAAUUUCAGAAGAACCGUCAUAUGAUGGCUUCAGAUUUUUGUCGGAUUUAGGAGGAGCCAUGGGACUUUUCUUGGGCGCUUCUGUUUUGAGUUUUCUCGAAUUGGUACAGCUGUUUGUUGAACUUUCCAAUUACCUUCGUCGCAAAUGUCUUCAAAGAAAAAACAAAGUAAAUGAGAGUCCGAAUAACACCGUUAAUCCGACCAAAGAUACCAAAGAUUCAAAAAACAUAUUCACAGUUGCUAUGGAUGAAAGGGAUAAUGUAUAA